This is a messenger RNA of Monodelphis domestica (gray short-tailed opossum), 5731 nucleotides long. RefSeq names its product protein SLFN14 (gene SLFN14). Lineage: Eukaryota; Metazoa; Chordata; Mammalia; Didelphimorphia; Didelphidae. The record is from RefSeq and is a predicted model, not a curated record.
UAAGUCCUUAUCAGUCUCCUUCAGCUUGUGCAUGUUAUGAAGACUAACAGGCAGGGCAGUGCCAUCUCCUCCCUGUCUGGCAUCAGAGGGCAACAAGCUUCUGCCAGGUGACAGCCACUGAGUCUCAAUUGAAGCCUGAACGUGAAACUUCAAAAAAGAAAAGGAAGAGCAUCAGGAGACCAUUACUGUGAUAUUUGGGAACAGGACAGCUGCUAAGAUGGAAAGACUCCAGGUUGACAUAGAAACACAUUAUGCUGAGGUGGUUGUUGAAGUGGGAAGCGUCACUUUUGGGGAGGAGUAUAGGAAGCGCAUGACCGACAGUCAUUUGAAAAGGACGCAGAAUUCUAAAAUCAUCCGAGCCAUAUGUGCACUGUUAAAUUCAGGUGGGGGAGUCAUUAAAGCUGAAAUCGAAAACAGAAGCUACAAUUACCAAUGUGAUGGACUUGGUCAAGAUUUGGAAACGUCCUUUCAAAAGCUUCUGCCUUUGGCUUCACAGAACUUCCUUGACUAUCUGCAACAGGACCAUAGUCUUUUUAUUUUUGUGAAACCAUGGAUCAUGAAGGCUGUCGGCCCCCAAAUACGCAUUUGUAGCUUGUCUUCCAAUAUAUUCCAAAGAGAUGUAACUUGCACUGUCAACCUGACUGCCAGUAGGGCAUUAGAACUUCUAAAGGAGAAACAAUCUAGAAUCCAAAGAGGAAGGGAGAAUCUUCCAAUGUGGCAUCCCAAGAAAGUUCUUGUGAGUGAAAUUCAGGAAGAGGAAGAUAUGAGGGUUUUUGCCUCUGAAUUUUUCAAAAAGGAUUGGCUUUUGUACAAGGAGAAACUCAACUUUACUGAGUCAACUCACGUUGAAUUGAAAAGAUUUACAACCAAGAAGAUUCUGCCUAGGAUAAAAGAUAUGCUGCCCCGUUAUGUUUCUGCAUUUGCAAAUACCAAAGGAGGAUACUUAAUUUUUGGGGUGGAUGAUAAGACCAAUGAAGUAUUUGGAUGCCAAAAAGACAAAGUACACCCUCUCCAACUUCAAAAGGAUAUACAGUCCUGCAUAGAAAAACUGCCCAUCUUUCAUUUUUGCUCUGGAAAGCCAAACAUCAAUUUCACAACUAAAAUCAUCGAUGUAUAUGAUAAUGAUUGCCUAUAUGGUUAUGUCUGUGUAGUCAAAGUAGAGCCUAUCUGCUGUAUUGUCUUUGCAGAAGCCCCAGAUUCCUGGAUCAUAAGAAAUAACUUUGUUGAAAGACUGAAGCCUGAGGAAUGGGUGUCCCAAUUAAUGGAUAUUCACCCAGCUCCUCCUGGUUUGACUCAGGACAAUGACCUUCCGCUGGGCUUAUGGGAAACUGAUCCACUCAGAAGAUCAACAUGUUCACAAGUCUGGCAUUAUAAGAAAACUCUGCAGCAAAGUUUGCUUUCAGUGACUUCUCAGGAGAUAGGAUUCAAGCCAGAAUCGCUCUGCCAGGAGCUAUUCUCAGAGCACUAUGGACUAGAGAAGUUAAUGAAGAAGAUGACCCGUCACUUUUCUCAGGGGAUCUUGAUAUUUUCAAGGAGCUGGGCUGUUGACAUUGGCUUAAGAAAGGAUGACAGAGUCCUGUGUGAUGCUCUCCUUAUCGCAAUUAACAGUCCCCCAAUUCUUUAUACCAUAGUCAGGGGCUCCAAUCAGAUGGAUGGGUUUGAAUAUUCCAGAUAUACUGCUCUCCAGCUGAAGCAGAAACUGGCCAAUGUGGGGCGUUACACUGGAAAAGUGUGCAUCAUUCCCCAGUUGUUGCACCUGCCUGAUCCUCAGAGUGAAAUCAUCCCAGUUCGGAGCUAUUAUCCCCAGGCUUAUGUUCUUGCUAUAGAUUAUGAAUUGGAAGACUUGCUGCAAUCACUUGUAAUGGUCUUGCUCUGCUUCACCUCUCUUUUGAGUGACCAGCUUGGGUGCCAGUUUGUAAGUCUACUUGCAGGCGACCAAUCUAAACUGCUCUCCAAAAGUCUCCAGGAAACCAGGGAGUUAUUUAUCCUUUGCUUGCCAGGAACCCGGAAAACUGCCAUGGUCAUAAAAAUCUUGGAAGAGAUUAGGAACAUCUUUCACUGUGAAGCGAAAGAAAUUCUCUACCUUUGUGAAAACGACUCCCUGAGAGAAUUUGUAAGUCAACAAAGUCCCUGCCAAACUGAGACCCGGAAAACUUUCAUGAGGUCAGAGUUCCCAAAGAUUAAACACAUAGUAAUAGAUGAAGCUCAGAAUUUCUGCAGUGAAGAUGGAGACUGGUACACAAAAGCUAAGAACAUCACUCACCCCAAAGAUGAGAAGGCAAGAAGGAAGAACCCUCACCAAGGGAUUCUGUGGCUCUUUAUAGACUCUUUUCAAGCAAGUCAUUCAAGAGUCAGUGGCCUGCCACUUCCCUUAAUGCAAUAUCCAAGAAAAAACAUCACUAGAGAGAUCUAUCAUGCCCAAGAAAUAGCAAUGGUCAUGAAACAAGAAAUGAAGAUGAUCAGAGAAAAAAAUCAACCCCAAAACAUGCCUCCCGAGUCAUUGGUAUUGUUUAGGGAAGAUCUGUAUGAAGAUGCUAUCCAGGCUUACACUCUGCGUGGAAUAUGUGAAAGAGAAAGAAAUUUGACCAAGGAGGAAAUGGCAAAUUGGGUGGUAAGAAGAUGUCAGAUUCUCUUCCAUAAUGGCUAUUCUCCUAAAGAUAUUGCUAUUUUAUACAGCAGGAGUGAGGACAGAGAACACUACGAGUUUAUUCUUCAAAGAACCAUGAAAUCGAUCAGGACCCACAGGACAACAGAAGUCGGAUUCAGCAGGGCAUCUGAUGUUUUGGGUAGCAAAAUCAUUCUAGACAGCAUCCAGCAGUUUUCAGGCCUGGAGAGGAAUAUUGUGUUUGGUCUCAUUCCAUUCUGUCCUGGACCUGAGGUUCCCCACAAUCUCUUGCUCUGCUUUGCAUCAAAAGCUAUUAAACACCUCUAUCUGCUCUAUGAGAAGGAGGAGCUGUGAAAGAUAUAAAUUAUAUAGACAGUCAAUAUCGUCAGAAUUUUGAAAUCAUUUAAACCUUUUGAUAAAGGAAAUAGGAGGCUAUUUUACUCCUUGUUUUACAAAUGAAGAAACUGAGGCACAGGAAGAUAAAGCACAGGUGUCAACAUGGGAUCUAGAAGCCCCCAAACUUGUAGACUAGUAAGAGUCAAUGACUCUACCCAGUUUACUUAGCUUAAAGGUGAAAGUCUCAAGUUUCAUCUUUUCACUUGAGUUUCUCCCUGAGGGAAAGUCCAACUUCACAAGUCUCAGACUAACAAUAGAGUAGUUUAAGUGGGGAGUUAAGUGUUAAGUUAAGAAUUAAGUGGGGAGUCUUAAAGUAGUUUAGGUGGGGAGGGUCUGGUGUGAAGUAUCUCUUUUGGUCCCAGUGGUUUCUCCCCUGGGGCCAAAACCCAUUCUUCCCUUUUGUGUUCAUUGUAAAGCAUCAGCCCUUCACUGUUAUUCCUCUCUGGGACUCCUUAUUUUCCUUUGUUACCUUGGUAAAGUCAAUCCACUAUCCCUCUUAUCCUCAGUCCACAAGCUCUCCUAGAAAGGUAAUAAAUUUUCCCACUUAAAUGGCUCUUCAGAGUUGCAAUCUAGUGAGGUGUCACUCCCAGUGAUGUCCCCAAAGUCCCAGGGUGUAGACCCUGUAAAAGUUUUGUCUUCAGAUUCUGAGUAAAGGUCCAAAUUUUGGGCUUGACUCUUUCCUGAUUAAAAACUUGGUUUUUCUAAAAUAUUUAAUAGUUCUUUUUUUUCCUUCAGUUUAACAAAGGUCACAGGGCAAAUCCUUGUUGGAGCUAGAAAUCAAAUUAGGUGUCUGGAAUUCGAAUUUCUUAAUCUAUUUCUGAAAUUAGAUAAAUUUCAAGCCAUUUCACCCAGAAUACUUCCAUAGCUUGAUUUAGAAGUUUUGGGGUCAUUCCUCAAAUUCAAUCUUCUCAUUUUACAUAUAAAGAAAAAGACCCAGAAAGUUGUAAACUGGUGAGAAUCCAAAGAAUUGCAACCCAAAGGGCAUUAAGAUGAUAUCAUCCUGCUUGCCCUCUAUCCUGAGGCUUUCAGUUACUUCUUUCCAUCUCCUUUGCACCAAAUUUUCUUUGUGUUCACUGAAUAUAUUUUCUAUUUAUGUAUCUUAUACAUGGUUCUCCCCAGUGGAAUGUAUGCUCUUUGAAAGUAGAGUCUAUUUCAUGUCUGCCUCUUUAUCCCUGGCUCAUAAGGAAUACUUAAUAAAUAUUUAUUGAAUGAAUGAAUGAAUGAAUGAAUGAAUGAACACAUAAGACUCAGUUGAAGGAUCUAGGGUGUUUAACCUAAAGGAGAGGAGACCUAGGAGGACAUGAUGACUAUUGUUAUGGGCGGGAAAGGAUACCCUUGGGGUUCAGGAAGUAUACCUUUUGCAAGCAUGCAAGACUCCAAAACUUAGCUUAAAAAGAAAAAAGAGAUUUAUUAAUUUAGAAAGUAAUGUUGAGAGUGGCCAGGAGGAUAGCAAGGUAGAAUAGCAAUAUGGGGAGCAGUUUUUGGAAGGACAGCAUGAAAGGAAAGGCUGUUCCCCAUGGGGACAGCAUGGAUGGAAAGGCUGUCCCCCAGACAACAUCAGUUCUGGGGUUUAUAUACUCUUUAGAUGCUAUGUCCUGGUGUGGAUGUGAUCUAGAGUGUUAUACCCUCAGGCAUUUGGUGGGGUGAGGUGGUCAUCUGACUGGGGCCUGCCUGGAGGCAUAAAGAUUCAUUUCUUUGUCUACCUUAAAUCUAGAGGAUAAAAGAGGGUAAACAUCUCAGGACCCUUGGUGGGGUCAUUGGGUGUUUCUAGGUUAAGAGUCACAAGGAUGCAAAGGCAAGGGAGUUUCCCUGGCAAUAGUUCCCCUGGGUUUCUGGGGUUCAUUGCCCAUGUCAUCUCCCCCCUCUCCUAAUAUGUAAGGGAAAAGGGAUGGUGGUCUCUGUAUUCUGUAACUUCUUCACAGCUGAGAAUGGGCAUAGAGUUGUCCCUGCAUAACGUUAGGAGAGAGAGGUAUUGACUGUAGGCCGUGUCCAGAGCAUCAGGCUGGGAUGUUUGCCGAGGUUAUGGUGACAUCUGGCAUCUGGGUGACUCCCAUGAGUGCUUUUACCCUAGAAGCAACUAGAGAGAUGAAUCAGAGAAUUAUGUGUCCAGCUGGCUGGGUAUGCAUGAUUUAAAACAUAGGAGAAGACCCAAAAUUUAAGGAAAGAAAUAGUUAUGAUCAGGUAGUUAAGAGCUAAAGUAAAAGGGGUUGAAGAUAACAGGGAAGGAAAGGCUGUGGGCACAGGGUCUUAGGGACAUGUCCUCAGUGAAUUCCUGGGUCCUAGAUAGCUGGGAAUCUGCUUGGAAAUGUGAAGGAUGUCCAGCAACUGCUUCCCCUGAUGGGCAGAUAGGUCACAAGGGGAGAGUCAGCCCCUAAAAUAGAAGUGUAUAAACCAAGACUGGGGCAAAAACUAGAACAACAGAUAGAAACAGAGAAUAAUACACUAUAGUACAAUAGCAAUUGGCAUUAUACAUUUGCAUUUGGGUAUCUUAGCCAACAGACUUCUUCAGAAAUUAUCUUCGGACAGGAAUAGAUCACUUUAGGAAAUUGGAUUCCUGAGUUGUUUGCAGUUGAUAUGUGAUGUUUCUGUUAAAGAAUAUCCUUUUGUGUUACAGUUAAAAGAGUGGUUGCCUUAAACUGUGACCGCAAAAAUAUGGUUUGAAGGCUUUGAAUUUCCAAAACUGUAAAGAUAAUUUUUUUGUGUCUCGAUUUUAUAUUAAAAAUAAAGUGG